Protopolystoma xenopodis is the source of this 444-nucleotide messenger RNA. NCBI's taxonomy places the organism in Eukaryota, Metazoa, Platyhelminthes, Monogenea, Polystomatidea, Polystomatidae. The record is from the annotation of a GenBank genome assembly.
AUGUUUUUGUUGUUGUUUGUUUACCAGCUCAGUAGGCUCCUACUUUUUCCAGUAGAGGAAGUGUUGAGCACACGCCAAAACUCCAGUCUUCGCGUCUGUCCACCUCGUCGUUGGCUUUCGGUAAGCGGACGAGAUGAUGGCACUAGUGAUGUGCAGAGCCUAGCCCCUAGUCCGGCUCUAGUUGGAAGCACCGCAAGUCCAGCUAGUCCAGCGACACACGCUCGUUUUUCAUAUUCACGACCUCCGCUCGGUCAUCAAGCAUCCACCGGAUUCUGGAUCUCGCAAGAUGACGAUCAACAUCCUGUAACUUAUGGAUCUGGACAUCCUGGCUCUGCGGCAGCUACAAUGGCCUUCCAUCGGAGUAGUAUGCGGCGCAAGUCGAUGGCUCUUACCUGUGCCGUUAGCCUAGAUCUCGCACUCUCAGAGGAAGAUGCAACAGUCUAG